This is a messenger RNA of Fusarium fujikuroi IMI 58289, 2325 nucleotides long. Its product is annotated as related to conserved oligomeric golgi complex component 4. The coding region runs from base 1 to 2325 and encodes 774 amino acids. NCBI's taxonomy places the organism in Eukaryota, Fungi, Ascomycota, Sordariomycetes, Hypocreales, Nectriaceae. The transcript is spliced from 2 exons. The record is from RefSeq and is a predicted model, not a curated record.
AUGGCCAAGACCAAGGACCUGAUGGCUGUCUCGUCGGAGGCUGAGCUCAGACAUGUGUUGGACCAACUCCAUGAGCAGGAGGACGCUCUCAUCUACAAGCUUGAUGCCCCAAUGAAGGACAGUAGGAACUUGUAUCAAGAUAUUGACGGCCUUGAUAGUCUCCAUGGAAACCUGGAUAUGCAACUCAUCGUAGCUCGAAGCAUCCAUAGCGCAAUACUAUCUCCCGCAGGCGACACCGCUGGGCGACUAUCCACCAUGAUACGCGCUUUAGAUAUGGAGAAGAGAAGAGUAGAAGCUACGCUAAUGGUUAUCGAGCAAGUUAUGGAGCUCAAGACGUGUAUAGCUGGUCUCAUAGGCAGCAUGGGUGCUCCUCAGGACUGGGAGGCUGCCGCCAACUACCUCUCACGCGCAUCGGAUAUACCCGAGGAUAUUGUUCGCGGGGACUUCGCUCUAACCGUCGUCCCGAGCAUUGAGGCUCCAGAUCCCCCAUGGACUACAAUUCAGACUGCUCGCAAAAGCCUCUGCGCUCUAUUCUUGAGGGAAUUCAACGCCGCUGCCGCACAAGGUGACGGCGCAAAGGUCGCACGGUUCUUCAAGCUAUUCCCAGUCAUUGGAGGUGGUGCGGAGGAAACGGGGCUGGAAGCCUACGGACAGUAUAUCUGCCAAGGUAUGGCGGAAACAGCCCGAUCAGCUCUCAGGCGACCACAAGAGGAACGUGGCAGACAGAACGAUUUGUUUUACGCAAAUAACCUAGCACGACUCCUUGAGCACAUUGUGCAAAUCACCAACAGCCACAGUGGUCUGGUAGAGAGGCACUACGGCGCUGAUAAAGUCGUGAAGGUCAUUGAAAGACUUCAAAAAGAGGCUGACAUACAGGGCGGAAUUAUCUUGGAUACUUGGAACGAAGAGCGGUCGUUUGCCAGGAUUAUGGCUGACAUUAAGAAUUACCCAUUCUCUUUUCUCUCGAAAAGCAUGGUGCCAUUUCAGAGAGGCAUUAGUUUUGCGCUACGAGGCAACGAAACGAACAAGGCUAAAGUCAACUUGGACGUGAAGAAGGUUGAGGAGCUGUUUGGAGAAAUGACAUCAAUGCUGAAGAGUUGGUCACUUUACAAACGAUUUGUUACAAGUAGAUGCAAGGGCGUUCUCGACCAAGAAGAAAAGCAACCGCCUCCGAAAUUUCUGGAUCAAUGUGAUCUACACAAGAAGGUCUCAGAGAAGCUCAUCGAGCCAUAUAAACUUACGGCAACAUUUCUCUUCCGAAGAUCAGUAGAGAAGGCUUUUGAGAUGGAUACUGCGCCAAGUGGCCUCUCACUAUUGAAGCCAUGCGAUGGCAGUCCACCAUUUAUUCUGCAAGCCUUAGACGACGUAAUGUACGUCGUGGACAAUCUUCUACAGCAUGUCCUAUCUACGGGAAACAGAGAGGUGACCGUCUCUGCCACAUCGGCUAUCAGCAGGGUCCUCGAAUCGGAUUUCAUCGGGAUCAUCCAUAGGCGCAUGAAAGAUGAGUGCUAUCCCAAAGCAGCCGCUCAGGGUGGGUUUCCACGGGAGGAAAAAGUCAUCAGCUUCAUGGUUUUGAUGAACACUCUUGACAUGGCAAAAGAGUACUUAGACCGUAUUUUAACCUCCAGAGGCUACGUCUCAGAAGCCCAAGGUGCUGAUGUGGCUAUCUCAUCUACGCGAACACUCAACGACUCCUUUACGUUUGGCAGGGAUGCCGAAAUGGUUGCGAAUGGACUUCGGAGGCUGAAAGAUGCACUAUGUGCUAAAGCUACAGAGCUUCUGAACAAUGGCAUACUUGCACUGUUUGAUGAGGUGUUGUGGCCUCGGAUCAGGCUGAUCCUCACAACCUCUUUCCAAAACGCUGUUUAUGAUGUGUCGGAAGGGGAGCCAUUGGCCGAAGAGGAUGUUGAUGGAGAGACAAUACAGCAAGUGUCGUUGCGAUUCGAGGGCGAGUGGUUGGCCUUGACACGGCCACUGAAGCACAUCAUGACGCCGAGAACAUACGCAGCGUUGGCUUGCCUCGCAGCUAACAAGCUGGCAAGGGUGCUAGAGAAGCGUGCUUGGAGUUCCUCUGGUCGUGUGACUACAUUUGGCGGUUUGUGGUUGGAGUCGGACUUCUCUGGUAUCAUAAGCGUCAUCGCCAACGACGACUACGCCCUUCGCACACCGUUUGCCCGAUUGCAAGAGAUUCUUGAAGUUGCUAACAUGGAAGACGAUGAAUGGGAUGAGCUUGAAUCAGCAUACGGCUCGUCUAGGCAAGAAAGGAGCAGGUUACUACUCAGCGACGAGGACAUAGAAUGGUCGCGUAAGAUCGUGAGAAGAUAG